Molecule: messenger RNA, 1756 nt
Organism: Oppia nitens
Lineage: Eukaryota; Metazoa; Arthropoda; Arachnida; Sarcoptiformes; Oppiidae
Product: phosphoribosyl pyrophosphate synthase-associated protein 2-like
Exons: 2
Coding region: 235-1308 (357 amino acids)
Biological process (GO): purine nucleotide biosynthetic process; 5-phosphoribose 1-diphosphate biosynthetic process
Cellular component (GO): cytoplasm; ribose phosphate diphosphokinase complex
Molecular function (GO): magnesium ion binding; ribose phosphate diphosphokinase activity
Source: RefSeq, a predicted model, not a curated record
CGCCGCCGCCGAUUGUGUGGACACAAUUUGUUUGGUUGGACACCAUUUAUCUAUUGACAUCACACACACACCGCCACCGCCGCCGAUUGUGUGGACAUAUUUGGUUGGACACCAAUUAUUAUCCAUUGACAUCACACACACCGCCACCGCCGCCGAUUGUGUGGACAUAUUUGGUUGGACACCAAUUAUUAUCCAUUGACAUCACACACACACACCGCCGCCGGACACCAAAAAAUGGCCGGAACUUCUGCCGCCGAUAUGAUACUGAUAGCCGGAAAUUCGCACAAAGAGUUGGCCAAAGAGAUUAGCAAUCGGCUGGGCGUACGAUUGGCCAGCCAAUCGUUGUACCAUUCGAUCAAUCGGGAAACUGUACUGGACAUUGGCGAUUCGGUUCGCGGCCGCGACUGCUAUCUGAUCCAGACGGGCGGCAAAGAUGUCAACAACAAUAUUAUGGAACUGUUGAUUAUGGCCUACGCUUGCAAAACAUCGUCGGCCAAGAAUAUCGUGGGCGUAAUACCGUACCUGCCGUACGGCAAACAGUCGAAGAUGCGUAAACGCGGCGCAAUUGUGGCCAAACUGUUGGCCAAACUUAUGUGCAAAGCUGGGUUCACACAUAUCAUAACAAUGGAUAUGCACCAGAAAGAGGUCCAGGGUUUCUUUGACAUACCAGUCGACAAUCUCCGGGCAUCGCCAUUCCUCCUGCAGUACAUCCAGGAACAGAUACCCGACUAUCGUAAUGCCGUUAUCGUUGCCAAAGAUCCCGGUUCGGCCAAAAAGGCUACAUCCUAUGCCGAACGCUUACGGCUGGGUAUAGCCGUACUCCAUGGCGAACAAAAAGAAUCGGAAUCGGAUCAAGUGGACGGCCGCUAUUCGCCGCCACUACUCGAGGAAACAUUCAAAACAUUUGAUAUGGGUUUGGAUCCGAUGCCAGUACUGGCCGCCAAAAACAAGCCGCCGAUGACCGUCGUAGGCGAUGUUGGCGGCCGUAUAGCCAUUAUGGUCGACGAUAUGAUCGACGAUGUCGAGACUUAUGUUGCCGCUGCCGAUGUCCUCAAGGACCGGGGUGCCUACAAGAUCUAUGUGUUGGCCACUCACGGCCUGCUGAGUCACGACGCUCCCCGGCUGAUCGAGGAGUCGGCUAUCAACGAAGUAGUGGUCACCAAUACUGUACCGCACGAGAUCCAGAAGAUGCAGUGCAACAAAAUCAAGACAAUCGAUAUAUCCGUUUUGUUGGCCGAAGCCAUCCGACGUAUACAUAACAAAGAAUCCAUGUCCUAUCUGUUCCGUAAUGUUACACUAGAGGACUAGUAGUUAGGAGUAGUAUUGGUAGCACUGGUAGUAGUAUUAGUAGUGAUUGUAGUGACUGUCCCUCACAGUGUCAUAAAUUUUGUUUGAUUUUUUCAAUCAAUUUGAUUGAAUUGAUUUUUGUAUUUUUCACUACAAUUAUUAUUAUUAUGUAUUACAGAGUGUAGUAAUUAUUUAAGUAUUUUGUUUUUACCGGUAGUUUACCGGUAAUUAGUUUUUUAAUUACCGCCUAAUUAUGUAAUGUAUUAUUAAUUAGUUUUUUUGUUGUUUAAUUUGAUUUAUUGUGAAAUAUAUUUUUCAUAUUUUUUAAUACAAAUUUUUUUUUAUUUUCUAUGUUCUGCUCUCUCUCUCUCUCUCUCUCUCUCUCUCUCUCUCUCUCUCUCUACUCUAGUAUUGUGUAAAAUUCGGGUAUAUUUUUAUUAUCAUAAUUACUAUUAGUAUUAGUUUUAAU